AUGGCAAUCGAGCACCUCUUACCCCGAGCGGAAGAUGGAUCCAUCUCGACUGCCAGACGAAACAUCGCAAUUGCCGAACUUGUCAUUUUCUCCGCCAUUCAUCUGAUACAAAUCCCAAUCCGCUUCGCACAAGAAUGGCGAUAUUGGCACAAUCGGAAGAAAAGGCAUGUCGCGCGCUGCUUCUUUUACUCUUGGUUUAGUAUGAUUGGACUUUUGUCGCAACUUCGCAUCGCUAGCUCUGCGAUGAUAAUUUCUAAGAGUCACCCCAAUAAAUCGAUGCUGAUCGCCGAGGCUUGCUUGCAAAGUGUGGGCCUCUCACCUCUUUUGUUUGAGGUUAGCUUGGUUCUUUUGCGAUGUGGCCAAGCUGGAGAAUAUGGAAGGGGAAACUCGAAAUGGUCCCUGCCCAUUCGCAUCGCACUCCAUGGCUUCCGAUUCCCAAUAUUUAUCGCCAUUGUGCUUGCGGUAGUCGGUGGAAUUAUCGAUAUCCGACCCUAUGGGGAAGCUGGUUCGGUCGUGCUGGUCGUCACUUUUGUGUUCGUCUGUGGCUUGGUAGGAUGGCUAUCGGUUAAGUGCCAUUCUAUUCUUCCUGCAACAGGUCGCCGGGGGGUCAUGUUGACAAUGUUAACUCUCCCAUUUUUGUUGAUCCGAGUCAUUUAUUUCCUUUUGCAGGAGUAUGGUCCCUCGGAAUUCAACCCGGCUUCAGGGAGCGUGGGAAUUCUUGCUGAGAUGGGGUUAUUGAUGGAAAUUAUCAUCAUUGGAAUCUUUUUUCUGGCACGCACAGUGAUAGAGCCGCUUUCGGGGUCGAGUAAAAACAAGAGGAACGUCACAUCUAACGAUGCGGAGUGGGCUGGAAACUGA
Messenger RNA from Penicillium manginii, 858 nucleotides. RefSeq lists its product as uncharacterized. Bases 1 to 858 code for a protein of 285 amino acids. The transcript is spliced from 3 exons. NCBI's taxonomy places the organism in Eukaryota, Fungi, Ascomycota, Eurotiomycetes, Eurotiales, Aspergillaceae. The record is from RefSeq and is a predicted model, not a curated record.